This is a messenger RNA of Phragmites australis (common reed), 1325 nucleotides long. Its product is annotated as pheophytinase, chloroplastic. Lineage: Eukaryota; Viridiplantae; Streptophyta; Magnoliopsida; Poales; Poaceae. The coding region runs from base 108 to 1256 and encodes 382 amino acids. Gene Ontology annotation, molecular function: chlorophyllase activity. The record is from RefSeq and is a predicted model, not a curated record. Gene Ontology annotation, cellular component: chloroplast. Gene Ontology annotation, biological process: chlorophyll metabolic process. The transcript is spliced from 6 exons.
AACAGCACGGAGGGAAACCGCACCAAUCUCGACACAGAUCUCGUCGGUCGCAGCAACCGUAAAACACGAGACGCCCGCGGCAACCACUGGGAGCCGACGGGGUGGAUAUGGCAGCACUUGCCGCCCACCACCAGCUCCUCCUCUCUUCCUCCCCCGCACAAAGGACUCGCCGCUGCCGCUCCUCCACGCGCCUCCUCGUCCCGCCACUUGCCCAUGGCCGUUCCAGUUCCAGCUCCAGCGCCGCCAGCCGCGUCCUCAGGCGCGCCGCGGGCGGCGGCGGCACCGGCAGCGCGGCCCCGCCCGCUGCGUCACCGGCGUCGUCGUUGUCCCUGGAGGAGCUGCGCGGGGGCUGCACCACCUGGACGUGGCGAGGGAUGCGCGUGAACUACCUCGCCAGGGGGCAGGGCCCGCCCGUGCUGCUCGUCCACGGCUUCGGCGCCUCCGUCGCGCACUGGCGCAGGAACAUCGGGGUGCUGUCUGAAUCCUACACUGUCUACGCUAUUGAUUUGCUCGGGUUUGGCGCCUCCGACAAACCUCCUGGUUUUGCUUACACAAUGGAGACGUGGGCUCAGUUGAUACUGGAUUUCUUGGAGGAAGUCGUCAAGAGGCCAACGGUGCUCGUCGGCAACUCGGUUGGAAGCCUUGCGUGCGUCAUUGCUGCGUCAGAGUCCACAAGAGAUGCCGUCCGGGGGCUUGUUCUGCUCAAUUGCGCGGGCGGCAUGAACAACAAGGCGAUCGUCGAUGACUGGAGGAUCAAGUUGCUCUUGCCUCUGCUCUGGCUGGUCGAUUUCCUUCUGAAUCAACGGCCAAUAGCAUCAGCACUCUUCGAGCGCGUGAAAGACAGGAACAAUCUGAAGGACAUCUUACUCUCUGUCUACGGAAACAAAGAGGCAGUGGAUGAUGAAUUAGUCGAGAUCAUAAGAGGACCGGCUGACACCGAGGGUGCCCUGGACGCGUUCGUGUCGACGGUGACCGGCCCGCCGGGCCCGAGCCCGAUAGCGCUGAUGCCGAGGCUGGCCGGCGUGCCCGUGCUGGUGCUGUGGGGGGACCGGGACCCGUUCACCCCGAUCGACGGGCCCGUGGGGAGGUUCUUCUCGGCGCUGCCCUCCGAGCUCCCCAACGUGACGCUCCACAUGCUGGAGGGCGUCGGGCACUGCCCGCACGACGACCGGCCGGACCUCGUCCACGACAGGCUGCUCCCGUGGCUGCAGGGCCUCCCGCCCCCCGCGGCCGAGGCUGCCGGCGGUGCGGUGUAACUCUAUGCUUGCAAAGGACCCGUACGUUGCUUCGCUUCAACGUAUGUAGUGAAGUUAAAAUUUCGCUUC